CUUUCACAACCCCCUUUACUUCUAUGUGAGUCCUUCAUAAACUAUCUCUCUUUCUCUUUGAGUCUCAAGGAAUCCACUGAAAAUUGUUGCGGCAUCACCAUCGUCACCACCCACUUUAUUCUUUGCUAUCAUGGAUAAUGAAAUAUCCACGACAACCAACUUCGCAAUUUUCGCCCGCCCACAAUGACUACACCUGCUAAUAAUUUCAAGGAACAAAAAAGGAUGAAUUUUAGAGCUUCUACUACUCCUUCCCCUUCUCAUCUAAUGUCGUCGCACUCCAAAGAGGUGAAUAUUAUAAUGUGUUAGCUUUUUAUAUUACCUGCAUAAACUUGUAUAUGCUAAAAUUUUUUACUUAUUAUGCUAAUUAGAUUAAGGUUAAACAAUUAAAGAGACCUAAGGCGACUUGGACUGAUUCUACAACUAGAAUAUUUCGUGAGGCUUGUGCUGAGGAGGUUCAUGCAGGGAAUAGACCUAACACUCACUUAAAUAAAAUUGGUUGAGCUAAUGUAAUUUAAAAGUUUCAACAAAAACAGGACUACGAUAUGAUCAAAAGCAACUAAAAAAUAAGUGGGAAAAGAUGAUGACUGACUUCACAACAUGGAAAAAUCUCAUAGAAAAGGAGACAGGAUUAGGAUGGGACCAUGAGAAACAAACAAUAAUUGCCCCGGAUGAAUGGAGGACAAGCAAAGAAAAGGUUAAUCCUAAUAUUAUAAAAUUUCGAGAAGGUGGAAUAAAAAAUAUAACGGAGUUAGAAGUUAUGUUUGGUAAGAUAUGUGCUUCAGCAACAUCCUUUUGGAAUCCAUAUACUGAAGAAGAGGACGAGUUAGAAGAUGAAUUCACACAAGAUAAUAAUGACAUGCACGAGGAAGAGCAAGUGCAUAACACACUUGAAGAUUGUACACCUACAACUGAAGCUCGUGAUGUUGAAAACACUCUUGUUGAAUCUAUUGAGGCAAAGGGGAAAAAAAUUCAAAGGGAAAAGAAAUCUAAAGUUAGCACUGCUAAAUUAAUGCAAAAUGAGUUAAAACGAAUUGUUGGUGCAAUGGAAAAUUUUUCUCAAUCAAGUGCUUUAACAACAUCUAGGAGAAAUGAUAUUCCUAGUUGUUGCAUUAAAGAAUGUUUAGAUUUGCUAAGUACGACCCCUGGUGUUGAAAUAGGUAGUUAACUAUAUAUGCUUGGAACACGUUUAUUUAUCAAACGAGAAAAUAGAGAGAUGUUUGUUGCUAUUCCAAAUGAAGAUAUACGAAGUGAAUGGCUUGAACAAGAAUUGCCAAGGGAGAAAAGCAAAGUUUCAAAAAAUUAGUCUUUUUUUUUCAUACUUAGAUAUUGUUUUUAUUUACGUUAAUGUAUUGGACAUACUUUUUCAAAAAAUUAUGUAUCAUAUUGAGUAUUUUUUUGAUUUAAAGUUUACUAUUUAGCAGAUCAAUUCAGUUGAAAGUGACAGUAAUGACAUGAUGGAUGAGUCUGAUGACGAAGAGUAUGAGGAUAUGGUACACCAAGAACAAUUAAAAGUUAAGCAAAUGAUGUUAUAUGCUGCU
Molecule: messenger RNA, 1538 nt
Organism: Amaranthus tricolor (Joseph's coat)
Lineage: Eukaryota; Viridiplantae; Streptophyta; Magnoliopsida; Caryophyllales; Amaranthaceae
Exons: 4
Coding region: 578-1165 (195 amino acids)
Source: RefSeq, a predicted model, not a curated record